AUGCGCCGCGCGCCACUCGCCGUCGCUAGGCCAAACGAGCGCCGCGUGUGCGGCAAGCGCCCCGACCGCGCAGCACGGCGGCGCAGCGAGCCAUGCGGGAGACGCACGGGCGGAACGGGCGCGCGAGCAGCUGUGGGUGGUGGGGGAGGUCGAGGAGUGCACGGGCGGGGAGGAGGGGGAGCGGGCUGCGAGCGAGUGUGUGGGCACGUGCCCCGACAUGUGCCCUGGUGCGCGCGCGCCCCUCACUCACGCGCUACACCGCGCGCUCACGCGCACUCCCCAGCCACGCACUGCGCCGCCUGCUCGCUCGCUCGCUCCUCUCUUCUCUCUCUGCCGCGCACUCUCUUCCGUCGUUUCUCCGUCUGUCCUCGUCUUCCGCUCAUCAGUCGCCCCCUCACCACCUCCCUCUCGUCCUUGUCUCACUCCACCAUCGCUCAAUUCCCCCAAAUCAUCUCCCCCUCCCCCUCUGCUCCCACAUGUGCGCAAUGGCGGGCAGCGAGGGAGCGCGCGGCGCGCGAGCGGCUGAGGGACCUGGCGGUGUUCGAGCGACGGCGCGACGACCCCUUCAGCACGUCGCCGCUGCUCGCCGUUAAGAAGUUCUCCCGCACCCUGGGCGCUGGCGGUGUGGCUGUACCGCGCGACGAGAUCCGCCCGCCCGCAGUGCUCAUGCGCGCACUGGUGCACCUCGUGCGCAUCGUGGGGGGGGAGGGGACUGGCGCAGGUCACGGCGGAUGGCGGGGCGCGGAGCGCGGGGCGGUGGUGUUGGGCGAGGGGCGCAUGAGCGAGAGCGUGUACGAGUUUGUGAGCGACCGCAUGCGCGGCAUGCGGCAGGACAUGGCCAUGCAACGCAUCCAUGGCGCCCAGGCCGUGCACCUGCUCGCACCCAUGGUUCGCUUCCAUGCAGCAGCAGCAUACGAGCUCGCCACAUCCCUUACCCAUUCACUCCCUGCUGCCGGGCGAGAGGCAGGGAGCGCUGCUGCAGGCACGACAGGCAGGGGUGGCAGUGGUGGGGGCAGCAGUGCAUCGUUGAGGGGGAAGGGUGGGGGCAGAGGCGAGGAGGUGGCAUCAGGCGCAGGCAGGAGAGGCACCACCACCUGCGCUCCGUCGUCACCCUCACCGUCAGCGGUGCAUCGGUUUGACGCGCAUCUGAAUCUGAAGCAUCUGGCGGAGGCCCUGCGCAGCCUGCUCUUCGCCUUCUCCACGUGCCGCCACCAUGCCGCCUCUGCCCAUGCAUGCGCCCCACCCUCCCCUGCACAGCGCAGCUGCUCUGCAUCCAGCAGCAGCGCCACCGCUACAAGCGGCACGGGCAGCAGCAGCGGCGGCGGCGUGUGCACGCGCACAGGAGCAGCCACGGACGACCAAGGCGGUGGGGUGGAGGGGGGUGAGGCGGUGGAUAGCUGGGGCGAUGACUCGGGGUCAGUUGCAGAUGCGGAGGGCGUGAGGAGAGCAGCGAGAGGCGCAGCGUUGCAAGGGGCAGGAGCAGGUGGGAGGAACGAGGAGGAGCAAGCGGUGGAGAGUUGGGAGGAGAGAGAGGAGGAGGCGUUGGAGGGGGGGCAGGUGGGAAGCGCAGCUGGAAUGGCAGCGGUGGAGGCUGGUGGUGGAGGUGGUGGGGAGGAGGUGGAGGAGGAGGAGGAUGAGGAGGGCGAAUUCACGUCGCUGUAUGUGAUACUGCACAUGGCGCCUCACUCGCACAUGCCCACAUGCGAGUCCCUGGCACCCAUGCUCUCCUCCCUGCGCCCCUCCCUCCUGCGCUCCUCUCACAUGCGCCUCGCCCUCUCCCUGCUGCGGUGCGUCCUCCUGCUGGGUGAUGGGGAAAAGGGGGAAGGACCAGGGGAUGGGAACGGGGCAGGGAAAGGCGGCCCCCUCAUGUCCAUCCCUCUCCACCCCUCUGCUGGCCACCACCAGGAUUCAGAGGAGCAGCUGCAGGCCCUGUGCAGGCAGCUGGGCAUGCCCCUCAGCCCUCUGGACGCCACCCCGCCCUCCCACGUGCCUGCCUCUGCCCCACCAUCCCUCGCACCAAUGUCCCCCAUGGCCCUGGUGCCUCGGGAACCCCUGCACCCAGCAGUGCCAGCAGCGGGGGAGGGCAGUGGCGGCAUGAUGCCGUGCAGUGUGGUGGAUGCUAAAAGAGUAGGCUUUCGCCUUGCCUCGCUCCCUGCUCCCAUGUAG
Molecule: messenger RNA, 2166 nt
Organism: Closterium sp. Naga37s-1
Lineage: Eukaryota; Viridiplantae; Streptophyta; Zygnematophyceae; Desmidiales; Closteriaceae
Source: the annotation of a GenBank genome assembly